Onychostoma macrolepis is the source of this 2378-nucleotide messenger RNA. Its product is annotated as NLR family CARD domain-containing protein 3-like. The coding region runs from base 237 to 2378 and encodes 713 amino acids. The record is from RefSeq and is a predicted model, not a curated record. Lineage: Eukaryota; Metazoa; Chordata; Actinopteri; Cypriniformes; Cyprinidae. The transcript has 4 exons.
GAAUUGUUAUUUUGUUUUUUAGAUUUGCAUUUACGUUUGUAAUUUGUUAUUUUGUUUUCAGAAUUGUGAUUUGUUUUGCUCUUCUCGGCCACCGUACUGAAGUGCCACCUGCAGGAAAAACAAGAACUUUGUCUGACUUUAUCAGGAAUCUGUUCAGACUGAAACCAAAAGUUAAACUUCAUCGAUGAGGAGCAGCCAUUUCAGAGACUCAGAAACUGUCAUAAACGUUUACAAAUAUGGAGAACAGAGAGGACAUUGGAUCUGAAAUGAUGCAAGAGUCUCAAGAAACAUCAUCUCCUGAGCCUAGUUGUGUGUCGAUGAAGAGUGGCAAUUCAUUGCUUCAUCCUCCUGAAUUCAGUGAUGGACCAGAGACCUCUGACCCCAGUAUAACCAGAAUGAGGAAGAGAAGAAGAUCUUCAUCUCCAGAACCCAGCUAUGUAUCUUUGAAGAGUGACAGAUCCAUGAAGAUGACUCAUCAUCUCAGUUACAAAACUGUGACCACUGAUCAUCUUGUAUACAGAGAUGGUCAGGCUGGAGCCCUUAAGCAGGAUCCUCCUGGACCAGUGAAUGAUGAACUACAGAGAGUCAAAGACCAGCUCAAAGCCAGCAUGAAGAACAAGUAUGAGAGAUUAUUUGAGGGACUGAACCUCCAGGAGAAUGAAAGCCUCCUGAACAGGAUCUACACACAGCUCUACAUCAUAGAGGGAGAGAGUGAAGGAGUGAAUAAAGAACAUGAGGUUUUACAGAUGGAGAAAACAGCCAGAACACAACACUCACAAGACACUCCAGUCUACUGCAAUGACAUCUUUAAAGCCUCAGCUGAACCAGGAUGUGAGGAGAAAGACCAGAUCAAGACUGUUCUUACUAAAGGCAUCGCUGGAAUCGGAAAAACCGUCUCUGUGCAGAAGUUCAUUCUGGACUGGGCCGAGGGAAAAGCCAAUCAGGAUGUAGAUUUCAUGUUUGUGCUUCCAUUUCGAGAGCUGAACUUGAUCCGAGAUCAUCAGUACAGUCUUCACAGACUUCUGCUGGACUUUCAUCCUGAACUUCAAGAUCUGGACUCAAAGAUUUAUGAGGAGUGUAAAGUUGUGUUCAUCUUUGAUGGUCUGGAUGAAAGCAGAAUCACGCUGAUGUUUUCAGACGCUCAGAAAGUUUGUGAUGUGACUGAGACUUCAUCAGUGGGUGUGUUGAUGUCAAAGCUCAUGAAAGGAGAGCUGCUUCCCUCUGCUCUCAUCUGGAUCACCUCCAGACCAGCAGCAGCCAAUCAGAUCCCCUCCAAAUACAUCAACCGUCUGACAGAAAUUCAGGGAUUCACUGAGCCUCAGAAGGAGGAAUAUUUCAGGAAGAGAAUCAGUGACCAGCAUCAAGCCAGCAGAAUCAUCUCACACAUCAGAAGAGCAAGAAGCCUCCACAUCAUGUGCCACAUCCCCGUCUUCUGCUGGAUCUCAUCCACUGUGCUUCAGAAGCUCCUGGAAGAAGAUCUGAGUGCAGAAAUCCCUCAAACUCUGACUGAAAUGUACAUCCACUUCCUGCUGAUUCAGAUCAACAUGAGGAACCAGAAGUAUGAAGAGAGAGAUCCAGAGAAACUCCUGCAGUCCAACAGAGAAGUGAUUGUGAAACUUGCUGAAGUGGCUUUCAAACAGCUGAUGAAGGGCAAUGUGAUGUUCUAUGAGGAGGACCUGAUUGAGAGCGGCAUAGGCGUCACUGACGCCUCAGUGUAUUCUGGGAUUUGCACUGAGAUCUUUAAGGAGGAACCUGCUAUUCAUCAGAGGAAAGUCUACAGCUUCGUCCAUCUGAGCGUUCAGGAGUUUCUCGCUGCUUUUUACGUACUUUACUCACAUGUGGUCAAAAAUGAGUCACUGCAGAUUCUGGAUGAAAAAUUCAAACAGCACAUUUCAAAUAAAGAUUCCAUCUUUGAUCUACUAAAAUCAGCAGUACGCGUAGCCCUUGAUAGUGAGAAUGGAAAUCUGGAUCUGUUCCUGCGGUUCCUGCUGGGCGUCUCACUGGAGUCCAAUCAGAGACUCUUACAGGAUCUACUGACACACACAGAGAACAGCUCAGAGAGCAUCAGGAGAACUACACAGUACAUCAAAGAGCAGAUCAAAGAUGGAUAUGGACUCUCCACUGAAAGAUCCAUAAAUUUGUUCCUCUGUCUGCUGGAAUUGAAAGAUCAGACUUUGUCCAGAGAGAUUCAGGAGUUUGUGAAAUCAGACAAACACUCAGAGAAGAAACUCUCUCCUGCUCACUGCUCAACAAUUGCCUACAUGCUUCAGAUGUCAGAGGAGCCGCUGGAUGAGCUGAACCCCAUGAAAUACAACACAUCAGAUGAGGGGAGAAGAAGACUGAUACCAGCUGUGAUCAAAUGCAGGAAAGCUCUGUGA